UCAUCCAUUAGUAAAUAGGAAAGAUGGCAGCAGAUUAUUGCGCUUUUUUCCCGUACUUUCGUCCCGGGGCGGACAUUUUUCCCGGGACAUUCACCGCGGGUGAGCCGGGGACUGUUAUUCUCGUCGAAAAUCUCAACGAAAUCGCUCGCCGAGUGCGUUUUCACGAUCGAAAUCCGUCGCGUUUCACGUUUUUUGAAUGAAACACCACCGUUGACGGGACGUACGCGGUUCGCGACGAGUUUUUAUACACGGGCUCGUCGCCCUCCGCGAGAGACUCGUGGGUCGAACGAACAUAUCGGCGGAAAAGUUACUCCGCUUCUCGUCUCCGCGCUUAACCUAUGCGUACGAAAAUCGAAUCCGACGUAAAUAAACAAGACAUCGUGCGCUGAAUUUUUAUAAUAUUCUGGAGAAUCGCGCGGAAAUAACUCGCGAUGAUCGCUAUUGAUGAGAUGGAGCAGAGGGAUCUCCCACAGGCGUUCCGCCUGCUGGGAGAGAUGAACGCUAAUGUUCUACAGGUGAACCAGCUGGUGGAUAACAUGCUGGUGCGCGUGAAGAAUGGCGAGAUCUCGACGGACAAGGGCUUGAGUUUUCUCGAGAUGAAGUAUCACAUGUUACUCUCCUAUCUCAUCAAUCUUACCUACGUAGUAUUGAGAAAAUGUUCCGGCGAGCGUAUCGAAGGUGAUCCGUCGAUUGAUCGUCUGAUCGAGAUCAGGACUGUCCUAGAGAAAAUCCGACCAAUAGAUCACAAGCUCAAAUAUCAAAUAGAUAAGCUCGUCAAGACUGCGGUAACCGGUACCAUCAACAGCGACGAUCCCAGUAACUUUAGGGCGAAUCCCGACGCGCUGGUCGCCAAGCUUGACAGUGAAGACUCCGAGAGUGAUCAGGAGGAGGAGACAGAUGGCUUCAAACCAACAACGCAGCAGUCUAGGAAGUCUAACGUUUACGUGCCGCCGAAACUCGCUGCGGUGCAUUAUGAUGGUGAUGAAACAAUGGCGGAGAAGAUUCGCAAAGCCAGCGAGAGAGCUCGUAGACGUGCUGUAUCGAACACAGUUUUGCGAGAAUUGAAGGAGGAAUAUCUGGAUGCGCCUGUGGAAGACAGCCAGGGUCUGGGUGAGAAACGGGCGAUUCUGGUACGCGAGGACAAACGAAAGAUUGAAUACGAAGAGAAUUAUAUGACGCGUUUGCCCGUCACCAAGCAGGAGAAGCACAGACGUCGUCAGAUGACGACUCUGGGAACUCUCGGCGACGAGAUCACCACUUUCGGCGAGUCAUCCGUCAAGUCCGCCAAGAAGAGAAAAGCUCAGAGGAAGGGCAAAGCUAAAAAGAGUUUCAAGAAAAAGCGGCAUCAUUAAGAAACGACUUCGGGACUUUGGCGAAACCUGGAGUUUCAUAUAGCAUUAACGAUUAAGGUAAAAGGCAAAAAAUAAAUUUAUUCGACUUCUUUGAAACAAAAAGCAGAUGCCAUUAAUACUCGUUACUAAGUUAAGCUAAAAAUAACAUCGUAACAUCUAGUAAUUUAAAAAAAAGGGCAACAUGUCGACAGUGGAGUAAAAAUAGCACGAUGGUAAUUUAUUACUGUAUAAGACAUACUAAUGGUCGUGUAAUUGAUAAUUCUAGUUAAUAAUGAUUUUAAUCUUUAACUGUUGUCUGAGAGAGAUCAGUUUUGAUCUAUGGAGUUGAGAAAUGAGAUCCAUCGCAAAAAGAACGGUAUACUCGAGCAUGAACGUGGCGAGUGAAACGACGCCAAACACAAUGGCACAUACGAGCUUAAUGGAAAUUAUGUGUCGUAAUAGGGUAAUAUUGUAUUGUAAUGUUGGAUCGAAUAGCGGACUAACGGCUCCAAGAUUGAAAAUGAAUUACACGUAAAAGUUGAAAGCAGAACAUUUUUCUGCUUUAUUUUGAAAUAUUCUCCGGCUAUAUAGGAAAAGAGAAGGGAGGAAAUCAGUAAAUGCAUAGCAGGAGAGACGCGAUAUUGAAUUAAUUGUUAACGGAAAGCGUAAAAAUCACAAGACAUUCAGCACAAGUUGGAAAAUACGAGAUUUAAAAAAACGAAACAAGAGAAAGGGGACAAAAAAAACAUAUUUAUCUUUAGGAACUUUGCACACAGUUGGCGCAAAAUGAGCAAAAGAAAGAAAAAAAAAGAAGCAAAAAACGACAUUUUGUCGAUAUCGCAUGUCUUAGGAUUUUCUCGCUGUCUUAGAGUAGUAAAGUAGUUACUAGUUUUACUAUAUUAUAUGUAUGUUUCGUUUGUGUUUUUCCCCUGGUGAAACUGUUGAGGCUAUUAUAAAAAUAUUUGGAUGUGAGUCAUGUUUUUACGUUAAGUCUCAUUUCUCUCUUUUUUUCUUUUAUUAUCAUUAUUAUUAUUACAAUGUGCUUGUGCAUUGUAUUUAUAUAUAUGUUGUUUUUGCGUUGGAUUUAAGUCGUUAAACUUAUAUUGAUGGUAAUAUAAGAAUAACACGAGCGUGUCAAAAUUCAAAAUUGUCGUCAUUGUUCUCAGAUUUGAUUUUGAUUGACUGAUUGUUUGAUUUCUCGGAGAGAAAAAGAGAGGAGAGAGAGAGAGAAAGGGGGGAGCCUGUCAUAUCACACAUAUGAUACAGAUAGAAAUGAACGGACGGACGAACGAACGAACGAACGAAGGAAAGAGGACCUUAGGGUGAUAAUCACUUCUGCAAACUGAUGAAAUAGGAUAUUUGUGCAAUCAAAUCGCGCGUAUGGAAUCGCGGGAGGAGGGGGGAGGAAUCGUGUUAAUCGAUCCCUCUUAAAUAUAUAGGUUGCAUUUUUUUUCACGUUGUUAUUGCGCGUGUAUCAACGAGCGGGUGGAAGCCUCGAUUGCAUCCCCCCGCAAGUGUGAAAUGUUCCUUUUAAAAAUAGCGAGAAAAGUUGAGCGACAUAUAUUGUUCUAUACAGAGACUAUACACGUUAGAGAUGUAUGCGUUACAUAGCUUAUAUUGCUCACAUUCCGUGCAGAAGUGAUCUCCCUUCAAUCCCCCCGCCUUCUCCCCCCCGUGAAAGAAGUAAUUAAACUCGAACUUUGCUGCGUAUGCUGGCCAAGGGCUCAACCAUCCAUAGAUAUUAUAUUUUUUACAGAAGUGUUCAUAGAUUGAGCCAACUUGGCGCGGCGCCGACGAUGUAUCGCAUGCCCUCCCUCUAUCUCUCUCUCCGACGAUCUCUGUGAGAACGAAUUAAUUAAAGGAGAAAAAAAAGAAAAAAUGUGAUAAUGAUUAUUCAUGAAAUAAUAGUUAAAAAGAAACUUAAACAAAAUAGCACAAUCGCUGGGCAUUAUUUACAAAGUGCUAGCAAGCCUAAUGUCAGCAGCCUUGUCGUAUUUGGUAUUUAAAAAAAGAAUGAAGUUUGAAGACGCCGAAUUUUAUACAGAUGAAUUUCUUCUUUGCUCUUCUAAAGAUUCAAUUACGUGGCUAAUAUAUACGAUUGUUGGUCGCGCGCACGAGAACGAUGGACCGUCUCGAAUUUGUCCGAUAUUUGGCGUCCUCUUGUUUCAUUGCAUAGACGAUAAUUUUGUGAAGCGUACUUAUGAUCGACGCGAGCCACGAGCUUAAAACAAAAGGAUAGACAAUUCCAAUCUUUGUGACUCUGUGAAAUUUCGAUUACUGCCGACUACUGUGUAUCGAUAGCAGACGAUCUUUUGCAAUAGACGAAACAUAUAUUCCUCCUACAAGGCCUGAGACAUUUGUAUUCUAUAAGCUGGAUUUUUUAUAUAUAUAACACACACACACACACACACACACAUAUAUAUAUAUAUACGCGCUUUGGGCUCGUGGUCGCAAGUGUGAUAAGAUACGCGAAGGAGUAUUAAUACGAUACACACAUAUCCACACGCAAAUAUAGAAGCAGCAAGGUAAUAGGAUUAUUACAUUUAAUACACUACCUCAAAUCAAUAGAAAUAUGGAUUUACAGUAAUAAAAAAAAAAUAAAUUCCACAGCGGACAACUUAUAUAUUUUUUUUUACACAUGUACCGAUCAUCGAUGUUAUUUUUUACGGGACCGCAAAAUCUCCGCCCCUUGACACUUCGUCGAGGGAUGCACUUAAAUAGAUAUUUAUUCAUCUUAAGUAUGAAUUCUCGCCUAUCUAUGAUAAUCCUGAGAGACACGAGAUUAAAGAGAAUUUUAUAAUUCCGUGAUAAUUCGUAUUUCCAUUUGUUGAUUCUGUAUAGAAGAAUACAGUCAAUAUUUAAAUUCCCUUGUCCAUUCCACAAGUCUGUUUCAGUACAAAGAAGAGAUGCAAUAUAUAUAUAUAUAUAUAUAUAUAUAUAUAUAUAUAUAUAUAUAUAUAUAUAUAUAUAUAUAUGGCUGAGAAAGAAAUCGACAUGCAAAGUUAUAUGUAUGAUUGAAAUUCACUGAUUGAUUUCGUGCACUCGAAGAUCCACACUGUGUUUCUCAGGAUUAAAAGAGAGACCUACAAAUGUACAAAUGUAUUAGAAAAGUGUAUUGUGUGAGAGCGUUGCCGCUGCGGAUUUUAAAAAGAAGUAGUCCUUCAAAUCCAACAACGCUGCCGAAUGCCGAACUGAAAAAAAAAAUGAAAGAAAGAAAAGUAUUAAGAAGAAAAGUAUCUUUGCAGCAGAGACGAGAUGAUGAUAGGGAUGAUUUAUUGACUACAUUCAUAGUCUUUGAAGAGAGAGAGAGAGAAUACGAUGUUUAAUUUAUAUAUUGGUGAAUUUUUCUCUCUGUAAUUUUGUGUAUACUAUAUAAAUGACAAUUCUCAACGUAUGUGAGCGAGAGAAAUAGUUGCGAGAAAGAAGAGCGAGAGAAAAAUAAAGUGAGAGAGAGAGAAAAAGAAUGUGUGUUUACCUUGUACAUUUACAAAUUGUGGUUAUUACGAAUGAAUUAUGAUUAUUAAUUAUUAUUAUUAUCACGGAUUAUACUAUGAUUAUUAUUAUCAUCAUGUAGAAUGCUUCUUACUGACUGAAUAAAAUGUUUUCAAUGUCA
Messenger RNA from Cataglyphis hispanica, 4944 nucleotides. RefSeq names its product neuroguidin. Gene Ontology annotation, cellular component: small-subunit processome; nucleolus. NCBI's taxonomy places the organism in Eukaryota, Metazoa, Arthropoda, Insecta, Hymenoptera, Formicidae. Gene Ontology annotation, biological process: maturation of SSU-rRNA from tricistronic rRNA transcript (SSU-rRNA, 5.8S rRNA, LSU-rRNA). The record is from RefSeq and is a predicted model, not a curated record. The transcript has 4 exons. The coding region runs from base 432 to 1352 and encodes 306 amino acids.